CCAUCUCCACCUUCUUAUCAGCGCCGGGUUUCCGCUCUGCCGAACGACGUGUUGGCGAGAAUCGCCGGGUCGUUCACGCUGCCGAACCUGAGAGCAGCUUCACUCGUGUGCAGAGCGUGGAGGGACGCGCUGAAACCCUUGCGCGAGGCGAUGGGUUUCUUGAAGUGGGGGAAGAAGUUCAAGCAUGGGAGUGGAGGGGUGAAGGCCGAUUUGAGCAAGGCGUUGGAUUAUUUCCUGGAAGGGGCGGCGCGUGGGUCCACUCUCGCCAUGGUGGAUGCGGGCUUGAUUUAUUGGGAAGUUGGUAAAAAGGAAAACGCCGUCGUUUGGUAUAGGAGAGCAGCUGAACUCGGUGAUUCUGCUGGACAGUGUAAUUUGGCUAUUUCGUUUUUGCAAGCAAAUCCUUCAAACACGAAAGAGGCAAUCGAGUGGCUAUACAAGGCUUCCGUUUCUGGCCAUGUUCGCGCGCAGUAUCAACUCGCCCUCUGUCUGCAUCAAGGUCGAGGGGUGGAACAGAAUUCACAAGGAGCGGCUCGUUGGUAUUCGAAAGCUGCACAAGGGGGAUACGUGCGCGCAAUGUAUAAUACGUCGCUGUGCUAUUCACUAGGUGAAGGAGUAUGGCAGUCUCAUGUACUAGCAAGAAAAUGGAUGAAAAGAGCAGCCGAUCGUGGUCACAGCAAAGCCCAGUUCGAGCAUGGAUUAACCCUCUUUUCGGAGGGAGACUUGAUGAAGGCUGUCGUGUACCUAGAGCUUGCCACAAGAGCCGGCGAAACCGCCGCUGCACACGUAAAGCAUGUAAUACUCCACCGACUCUCGUCAACUUCUCGUGACAGAGCAAUGCAUCUAGCCGACACCUGGCUUGCUAAGCCUUCCACUCGAUGAUUCGUAUUUUAAACUUUUAAUCCUUUUUCUUUUUAACUUGUUCACUACUCUUAUGAGAAACACUUUUAUUUAUAUAUUAAAAAAAAAACAAAAAAUCCAAAA
This is a messenger RNA of Erythranthe guttata (spotted monkey flower), 981 nucleotides long. Its product is annotated as F-box protein At1g70590. The record is from RefSeq and is a predicted model, not a curated record. Gene Ontology annotation, molecular function: protein binding. NCBI's taxonomy places the organism in Eukaryota, Viridiplantae, Streptophyta, Magnoliopsida, Lamiales, Phrymaceae.